Asterias rubens (European starfish) is the source of this 1458-nucleotide messenger RNA. Its product is annotated as mediator of RNA polymerase II transcription subunit 29-like. Gene Ontology annotation, molecular function: transcription factor binding; transcription coregulator activity. The record is from RefSeq and is a predicted model, not a curated record. Gene Ontology annotation, biological process: regulation of transcription by RNA polymerase II. Gene Ontology annotation, cellular component: mediator complex. The transcript is spliced from 4 exons. Lineage: Eukaryota; Metazoa; Echinodermata; Asteroidea; Forcipulatida; Asteriidae. The coding region runs from base 73 to 687 and encodes 204 amino acids.
CACAUGCAAUAAUCCCAGACAAACACGAGAAUCUCCGCACAAUCACAAGUUGUCUUUGGUGAAUUGUUUAAAAUGGCUUCACAGGGCCCCUCGCCGAUAUCACAGCCACCAAACCAGGCACCGACCGCCACACCAGGAGCUGUCCGCGGGGCCUCGUCACCAGCUCCCGGUACUGCUACUGGUGGCCAACAACCCCAGCAAACGACACAGGCUGCCCAUCCAACUCAACCUGCACAAUCUCAACAGCAACAACAGCCUGAAUUUGACCCUAUUUCAAAAGUGAAAGUAUUGGUUCCUCAUUUAAAAGAAUCUCUAUCGAAUUUGAUGAAAGUAUCUGCCCAUGGAUUCCAAUGCUCAGCUUUGAUCGACAAUGCGUCGCAGAAAGCAGGAGAUGUCACAGUGCAAAGAUUUGACAAAAACUUGGAGGAGUUUUACUCUAUCUGUGAUCAAGUUGAACUCUAUUUGAGGUUAGGGUUAGACGGCUCAGCACAGUACGUAGACAGCGUUCGUCACACUCCUCUACCGCUAUCCACUGCCAAAUCAGAGGCGCCAACAAACAGCACAGACAGCCAGACUUAUAAUCAGUACGUCUCAACGGUUAAGUCGCAGAUUAGUUAUGCAAGAGAGAUCCACGAUGCUCUGCUGGAAUGCUCCAAUAAGCUGGGAGAAGGAAAACCAUCCAGCUGAACUUAGACUCCAGACUUUUAUAAGUGAAUCCUGAUUAUUUCUACAUUUUGUUCCUAUUACUGACAUUUGAGCUGCGACAUUGGAGUCAUACAGUGAAUGAGGGUGAAUCGCCGAGCAGUCUAGACCAUUGAAUUCAACUUCUGGUGGUUAAGUCAUAGGAUGUGGGUUCAAAUACCGGGUAUAACACUUGUGUUGUUGAGCAACAUGCUUUACCAUAAUUGCUUCUCUUCAUCCAGUGGUAUAAAUUGGUACCUGCAAGGGUAGAGGUUGAUGUUGUGUAUGAAAAAGCUACUGGAGCGCCAUGGCAGCCUGAGGCUGUAUACUCCCUUAAGGAGCUGAGGAAGAUUACAGGAAUACUAUCCUGACACUCUCCUGCCCAACUGGAUCUUUCCACAAAAUACCAAAGGAGACUGUAGAAACUUGUCCAUAGUACACAAGCAAUGGUUUCCACUAUCACCUGCUGAGGUACAAGAAAGACAUGCACCUUAUUAUGCUUGAUUGGAAGGUAUCGUACUUUGUGUCAGUCUGUCUAAGGUACCAUGGGUAUAGGAUGGAUUGAUUGAGUUGUUAUUUCUUGUCCCCCAAACUGAUCAAAUCAUCAACUGUUGCUGCUACUCUGAGUUCUGAUGAGAGGCAUAGAGACAGACUUUGAUACUGAAAUGUAAAUUGACUGUAAACAGAUUUGAGGUUUUCACCUUUUAUAAUGUGAAAAUUUGGACUCAAUUGGUCAUCGAAGUUGCAAGAGAAUAAUGAGGCUUCAGGCCUGCAGUA